Danio aesculapii is the source of this 1734-nucleotide messenger RNA. It is a transcript of the gene kcnk2a, whose product is annotated as potassium channel, subfamily K, member 2a. The record is from RefSeq and is a predicted model, not a curated record. Gene Ontology annotation, cellular component: membrane. Bases 118 to 1236 code for a protein of 372 amino acids. Gene Ontology annotation, molecular function: outward rectifier potassium channel activity; potassium ion leak channel activity. The transcript has 6 exons. NCBI's taxonomy places the organism in Eukaryota, Metazoa, Chordata, Actinopteri, Cypriniformes, Danionidae. Gene Ontology annotation, biological process: stabilization of membrane potential; potassium ion transmembrane transport.
GCACCUGAUCUUUUAGAUCCCAAAUCAGCCACGCACAACACCAAACCACGGCUGUCGUUCUCCUCCAAGCCCAUCGUGUACAACUCUGGAGAUGAUUGUGAGAGCAUAACCACCGUGAUGAAGUGGAAAACAGUGCUGGCCAUCUUCCUGCUGGUGGUCCUGUACCUGAUCAUCGGCGCCACCGUGUUUAAAGCCCUGGAACAGCCUGAGGAGGGCUUGCAGAAGUACCGCAUCAUCCAGGAGAAGAUCCACUUUCUCUCAAUGCACACCUGUGUCAACACCUCAGAGCUGGAGGAUCUGGUCAAGCAAGUGGUGUUUGCUAUCCGGGCCGGGGUCAAUCCAUCCGGUCACCCCUCCAAUGAGAGCAGCAUGUGGGACCUCAGCAGCUCCUUCUUCUUUGCUGGGACCGUCAUCACUACUAUAGGGUUUGGAAAUGUUUCUCCACACACAGAAGGAGGCAGGAUCUUCUGCAUUAUCUACGCCCUGCUGGGGAUCCCACUCUUUGGCUUUCUCUUGGCUGGAGUGGGCGAUCAGCUGGGAACCAUAUUUGGCAAAGGAAUCGCCAAAGUGGAAAAGAUGUUUGUGAAAUGGAACGUGAGCCAGACUAAAAUCCGUGUGACAUCCACAGUCCUCUUCAUCCUGUUCGGGUGUCUUCUGUUUGUGGCUCUUCCUGCCCUCAUCUUCCAGCACAUCGAAGGCUGGAGCGCUCUCGAGUCCAUCUACUUUGUUGUCAUCACUUUGACCACGAUUGGAUUCGGAGACUUUGUGGCAGGGGGCUCUGAGAUUGAAUAUCUGGACUAUUAUAAGCCCCUCGUGUGGUUCUGGAUCCUGGUGGGUCUUGCGUACUUCGCUGCAGUGCUCAGCAUGAUUGGAGACUGGCUUCGGGUUAUCUCCAAAAAGACCAAAGAGGAGGUGGGAGAGUUUCGUGCUCACGCUGCAGAAUGGACGGCUAAUGUGUCCGCUGAGUUCAAAGAGACGCGCCGCCGCCUGAGCGUGGAAAUCUAUGACAAGUUUCAGCGGGCCGCGUACAUCAAACGCAAGCUGUCAUCAGAGCUCGGCCAAAACCCAGGCCAGGACAUGAUGCCAUGCAAGCGAACCCUGUCUGUAAACUUCACAGAUGAACUAGAGAGAGAAGGUCUCCCUACUUUGACCAAAAACGGCAGUCUCUACCUGAACGGGCUCACUCCAGACUGUCCCGAUCGCAGCGAGAUCUCCAUCAUUGAACAUCUCAAAUAAGCCCCCCGAGCACAUACUAAAAUGCAAGAAGAGGAAGAUGCUUUUGAGUCUACAGCUGUGUUUUCUCACAGAGCUAUCGGAAACUUUCAUGUCUUUUCUGGAUGUAUACAGAUACAGUUUUCAGCGUACUGAACUCAGAAUGAGCGUGACUUUAUGUGCCAGUCAAACGAAUCGUUUUUUAUAAGAGAUGUUUAAAAGAAGUUUGUAUUCCUGAAAAGGAAAUCAUAUUUGUGCCUUAAAACCCACCAGGAAAGACUUCCCAGAAGCUGCUACACUGGAUCCUGUGGAUAAAUGAAAUGCAUUGUUUUUAAGAGAUUGAAACAGCAGUCUUGUCUAAACGUCAAUGAACGUAGGAAGCAUUUACACAACUAAAAACAUUUUUGUAACUCAUAUUGGUUAGUUUACAUGACAACAAUGGUUUAGGGGCCUGAAAAGGCGAGCUGAUGAUGGUUUUAGUGCAUUUUUAAAAAGCACAUUGUUAUCAUCUGUGCAUUUAGU